UGCGAAUGCAGAAAAUAACAAACAUCUGAGCUGAAUGCUUGAAGAGUACCAACGACUCCGAGGAGGAAAGGUGGAACCUGUUGCUGACUCAGCAUACCAAACUUGAACCCACAAAUCAUCUUGGCACUUAUACGACUAAAAUGGCUUCUCACUUGGCUAACAUUUUUGGAACGGAACAAGACCGUGUCAAUUGUUCCUUCUACUACAAGAUUGGCGCAUGCCGCCACGGCGACCGCUGCUCUCGAAAACAUAUCAGGCCUCCAUUUUCACAGACCAUUCUCUUGCCAAACGUGUAUCAUAACCCUGCUCACGAUCCGGUUUGCAAGUUGACCGAAAAGGAACUUCAGGAAGGCUUUGACGCAGUGUAUGAAGACUUAUACUGCGAGCUCGCCAAAUUCGGGCACCUCCUUGAGCUACAUGUUUGUGAUAACGUGGGUGACCACUUGAUUGGAAAUGUGUACGCAAGAUACGAAUGGGAGACAGAGGCGCAAGCUGCAGUUGAUAACCUGAACGACCGUUGGUACGCAGGUCGACCACUUUAUGCAGAACUCUCCCCCGUCACCGAUUUCCGUGAAGCAUGCUGUCGCCAAAAUGAAAACGGGGAAUGCAAUCGUGGAGGUUUCUGUAAUUUUAUGCACUUGCGGUUAGCUUCGAAAGAGCUCGUGGACUCAUUACGAGUCGGGCAACGGCUCGAGCGGAGAUUACACCCUCCACCAGCUCACGGUGGGGGUGGAUGGGAACCUGGUAAACGAGAAGGUCGCGCUCGCAGUGCCAGCCCAAAACGAGCUGGGAGUCACUCUGGCGAAGACCGGUGGACACGGAAGUAG
Molecule: messenger RNA, 827 nt
Organism: Marasmius oreades (fairy-ring Marasmius)
Lineage: Eukaryota; Fungi; Basidiomycota; Agaricomycetes; Agaricales; Marasmiaceae
Exons: 6
Coding region: 141-827 (228 amino acids)
Biological process (GO): mRNA splicing, via spliceosome
Cellular component (GO): spliceosomal complex; U2AF complex
Molecular function (GO): metal ion binding; pre-mRNA 3'-splice site binding
Source: RefSeq, a predicted model, not a curated record